Phaeoacremonium minimum UCRPA7 is the source of this 1158-nucleotide messenger RNA. Its product is annotated as putative rna drb0094 family protein. The coding region runs from base 1 to 1158 and encodes 385 amino acids. The transcript has a single exon. The record is from RefSeq and is a predicted model, not a curated record. NCBI's taxonomy places the organism in Eukaryota, Fungi, Ascomycota, Sordariomycetes, Togniniales, Togniniaceae.
AUGUCAUCGCUUCCCGCCAAGCCCCAUGAUCGAACCUUCCAAAGGAGGUUGGUCACAGUCCGCAAAGUGACUGGAGUCCGCACCAUCAAGCGAAGUCGAGCCGACUUGGUAACGGUGGAUCAUAGUUGGACAGUGGUCGCUCAGAAGGAGGAAUACACGAUCGGCCAGAUAGUCGUCUACUUUGAAGUCGACAGCUUCAUCCCGUCAAGCGACCCCCGGAUGUGGGAAUACUCUCCCUGGUUUAUCGAGUUCGACGGCCAAAAGGGAUAUCACGUCCGGUCAGAGGUCACCUAUGGCGAGCUGUCGCAAGGUCUCAUCUUCCCCAUCGAGGCGUUCAACAACAUCGAAGCGGUUCUUAUCGAGAAGCAACGAAGCCACGACCUUGCAGAAGCAUUCAGAAUACUGAGGGAGAUGUCAUUCGAAAGCGAUUUGGGCGUGAAGAAGUGGGAAGUACUCGAAGACACCAACGAAAUUGUUCUCGGCAAAGCACCCGCAUUCUUUCCGCGACCUGGCGCGCCACGAGCUCAAAAUCUUCCACGACUGUUCGAUCACCGUGGUCUUCAAAUUGAUUACCAGAUUACAGAGAAGCUAGAUGGGUUAUCGAUGACGGUAUAUUGCGUCAAUAAGAACUCGGUGUGGUGCCGUGCCCUCCCUCAGCUUUCUCCAGAGUCGAAACAAGAGACAGCCACCCAUCGGGUCGGCAUCGCCAACCAGAAAUACGAUAUUGCCGAGCGCGAGGAGGAUCUCUACUGGCAGACGGCAAAGCAAGCCUCCUUGUUAGACAAGAUUAGUAAGAUCGGUGGAAACGUGGCAGUUCAGGGCGAGCUCGUUGGACAUACUAUCAAGAGAAACAGCAUCGGAUUCGGCCCAGGAGAGCACCGAUUUCUCAUCUUUGACAUCUUCGAUAUCGAUAAACAAAGGCACCGUUCGACCAGUGAGGUUGAAGCACUAUGUCGAAAGCUAAGCCUUCCUCACGUACCGAUCAUUGCGCACUGCAAACUUGGAGAGUUUGCAACUAGCUUGGCCGAGCUUUUGGAGAAGGCCGAAGGCACUGGGAUGUUAGGAAAGAUGCGAGAGGGUCUGGUAUUCAAGACGAAGAGUAGUACGGCCGCAUUCAAGGUCAUUGCAAACUCUUGGCUUCUGGAAUACGGCGAGUAG